AUGGACAAGUUCAACUUGAAAGGCCAGACGGCGGUGAUAUCAGGGGCAGCUCGCGGCCUUGGUCUCGCGUUCGCCGAAGUCCUGGCAUCAGCAGGGUGCAAUAUCGCCGUGUUGGACAUCCUUCCCGAAACGUCACCGACGUUAUCCGAGUUGCAGUCACAGCACAAUAUCAAGGUCAAGUCCUACACCAUUGACAUCACGGUCCGGGACCAGGUUGUUGGUACAGUCGCGCAGAUCGUCCAAGAUUUCGGCAGCAUUGACAUCAACAUCAACGCCGCCGGCGUUGUGACCGACGAACCCUUCCUGACGACCUCUGACAAAAAUCUCCAGCGGACUUUCGCGGUCAAUUUCCAUGGAUCCUUCCUCGUAGCGCAAGCCUGCGCAAACGCCAUGGUCGAACGGUACAAAUUCCAGCACGGCGACGCGCCUGCAAAGGACGCGACGACCGGAACUAUCGUCUUCACCGCCAGUAUCGCCACCUACAUGGCCACCACCGCACAGCAAAUCUCAUGCUACACAGCGUCUAAAGCUGCCAUCAAAGGACUCGUGAAACCGGUGGCAAUGGAGCUGUCCCGUUACGGAAUCCGAGUCAACAGUCUCAGCCCCGGCUACACGAUGACGGACAUGAUGAGGGGCUUGCAGUCCGCGCAACCGACUCUGGUCAGGCAGUUUGAAAAGGAGACCAUGUUUGGGAGGAUUGGGUGGCCCGAAGAGAUGAAAGGCGCGAUGUUGUGGCUAUGCUCCUCCAAAGCCAGCGGUUGGUACACGGGUCAGGAUUUGCUGCUCGAUGGCGGGGCGACUUCUUGGAAACAUCCUGCAGUUUUGGAAUGA
Molecule: messenger RNA, 831 nt
Organism: Fonsecaea erecta
Lineage: Eukaryota; Fungi; Ascomycota; Eurotiomycetes; Chaetothyriales; Herpotrichiellaceae
Exons: 2
Coding region: 1-831 (276 amino acids)
Cellular component (GO): intracellular anatomical structure
Molecular function (GO): oxidoreductase activity, acting on NAD(P)H, oxygen as acceptor
Source: RefSeq, a predicted model, not a curated record